AUGUCUCGUUUUGCUGGAAAAGUUGCAAUCGUCACUGGUAUGUCUCUAAAUACAAUUAUCAGAUAUUUUUGAAUGCUCAAUUUCUCCAGGUUCUUCGAGUGGAAUUGGUCGAGCUACGGCUAUUCUUUUGGGAAAGGAUGGCGCAAAAGUUACGAUAACUGGAAGAAAUCAGAAAAGACUUGAGGAAACUGCGCAAACUUUGACGAAAUCUGGAGUUGAGGUGAAUAUUGUAGCCGGAGAUAUAACAAAAAGCGAAUGCCAAGAUACAUUGGUGGAAUCAACGUUGAAGAAGUUUGGGAAAAUUGAUAUACUUGUGAAUAAUGCGGGAGCGUCGUUCGCAGAUCCAGAUCCAACUAAAACUGGAAUCAAUACUGGAGUUGAUAUCCUUCAAAAAACACUAGAUGUUAAUGUUUUGUCGGUGGUACAACUUAUUCAAAAAUGUAAACCACAUUUGAUAAAAUCUCAAGGAGAGAUUGUGAAUGUUUCAACAAUCGCAUCACAAAAAACAUCUGUAAGAUCUAUAGAAUAAAAAAAUAAAUAAGUACAAAAAAAUUGCAGGUCAUCCACCUUACAUACUAUGGAAUGGCAAAAGCCGCGAUCGAUCAAUUGACUCGAUGCACUUCUCUUGAAUUAAUUGAACAUGGUGUUCGAAUGAAUUCAGUUAGUCCAGGAUUCAUCGACACACCGUUUUUAAACGCUGGUGGAUUGGAUGAAACUUCAGCGAAAAAAGUGGCCGAAUAUUAUGCAAGUAAUCGCGAUUGCAUUCCAAGCGGACGAGCUGGAACAUCUGAAGAUGUUGCAAAAUGUAUCGCUUUUCUAGCUGAUCGCGAAGCUUCUUCUUAUAUCGUUGGUCAAUCAAUCGUCAUCGAUGGUGGUGCUUCGCUAGUUGUUACAAUGGCUAGUCAAAAAUUGGCAAAAAUGCUAGGCUGA
Caenorhabditis angaria is the source of this 930-nucleotide messenger RNA. The record is from the annotation of a GenBank genome assembly. Lineage: Eukaryota; Metazoa; Nematoda; Chromadorea; Rhabditida; Rhabditidae.